AUGAUGUGUGUGCCCAUGGCAGGUUCCACUGUCUGGCAUCCCGACUGUAAGCAAUCCACUAAGACUGAAGAGAAACUACGGCAUUCCUCAUCUGAGUUCUUUUAUCCAAAGAGUCUGGUUCUGCGCAGGCCACGCUCUGCAGAGCCUACAAGAACAUCAUCAGAAAGCAUUUAUUCCAGACCAGGUUCCAGUAUACCUGGCUCUCCAGGCCACACUAUCUAUGCAAAAGUAGACAAUGAAAUCCUUGAUUACAAGGAUUUAGCAGCCAUUCCCAAAGUCAAGGCCAUUUAUGACAUUGAACGUCCAGACCUAAUUACAUAUGAGCCAUUCUACUCUUCCGCCUACGAGGACAGACAGGAGAGACAGAGUCUUGGAGAGUCUCCAAGGACAUUAUCACCUACCCCUUCUGCAGAAGGUUACCAAGAUGUUCGGGAUCGCAUGAUUCACAGGUCUACUAGUCAGGGCUCCAUCAAUUCUCCUGUGUACAGUCGUCAUAGCUACACACCCACCAUGUCACGUUCCCCUCAGCAUUUCCACAGACCUGGCAAUGAGCCGUCCAGCGGUCGGAACUCCCCUGUCCCUUACCGGCCCGACAGCCGCCCUCUCACUCCAACUUACGCUCAGGCCCCUAAACAUUUCCAUGUUCCAGAUCAAGGUGUCAACAUUUACAGAAAACCACCCAUCUACAAACAACAUGCUGCUUUGGCAGCACAGAGCAAGUCCUCCGAGGAUAUCAUCAAGUCCUCCAAGUUCCCAGCAGCUCAUGCACCAGCACCCAACGAGAUACCAAAGAUUGAGACUGACCACUGGCCAGGUCCUCCCUCCCUUGCAGCCAUAGGAGCUGACAUGAGACGCAGAUCAAGUGGAAGAGAGGAAGAUGAUGAGGAGCUACAGAGACGCCGGCAGCUGCAGGAGGAGCAGCUCAUGAAGCUCAACUCUGGUCUGGGACAAUUGAUAUUGAAAGAAGAGAUGGAAAAGGAGAGUCGUGAUAGGUCAGCCCUUUCUGCCAGUCGUUAUGAUUCUCCAGCACAUGCUUCAGCCUCCAAAACCUCUUCCCUCCCUGGCUAUGGAAAAAAUGGACUUCACAGGCCGGUGUCUACAGAUUUUGGUCAGUACAACAGUUAUGGGGAUGUGAGUGGUGGUGUUAGAGAUUUCCAGUCCCUUCCGGAUGGUCAUGUCCCUGGAAUGAGAAUGGACAGAGGAGUAUCUAUGCCUAACAUGUUGGAGCCAAAGAUUUUUCCAUAUGAAAUACUCAUGGUGACCAACAGAGGGCGAAAUAAAAUACUAAAAGAUGUAGACAGAACCAGGCUCGAGCGUCACUUAGCUCCUGAAGUUUUCCAAGAAAUAUUUGGCAUGACGAUACAGGAGUUUGACAAGUUACCUCUCUGGAGACGCAACGACAUGAAGAAAAAAGCAAAACUCUUUUAAUCUCCCCUUAAACAAACCGACAGAACGAUGAUGCAGAGGAUAUUGUAUCAUACAGUCCACACUAUUUGGAAGCAACUACUUACCCACCAAAAAAGGGAAAAUCACAUAGCAGCACCUCUGUGCACAGCAAUUGAACAAGAUGAACAUUUGCCCUCCUGGAACACAGGGCUCAGAAACAACAAUGACAGUUUGAGGUGUCGACCUGUUACAUGGUAUUAUCCAAGAUAGGAAACUGUUUUGUUCUUCUCCCUCAAUGAUAUUCCCUUUACUUUUCUCCACAAUACGAUGGACUUUAUCGCUAGAGCCAGGAAGUGCCCUUAGGAUGCCUUGUAGACUAAAGUAGUUGUAACCACUCCAAGAACUGGAAAAGAAUAUAUA
Molecule: messenger RNA, 1806 nt
Organism: Nestor notabilis (Kea)
Lineage: Eukaryota; Metazoa; Chordata; Aves; Psittaciformes; Psittacidae
Gene: ABLIM1
Product: actin binding LIM protein 1
Exons: 18
Coding region: 1-1428 (475 amino acids)
Biological process (GO): cilium assembly; lamellipodium assembly; cytoskeleton organization
Cellular component (GO): actin cytoskeleton; stress fiber
Molecular function (GO): actin filament binding
Source: RefSeq, a predicted model, not a curated record